Molecule: messenger RNA, 1821 nt
Organism: Episyrphus balteatus (marmalade hoverfly)
Lineage: Eukaryota; Metazoa; Arthropoda; Insecta; Diptera; Syrphidae
Exons: 3
Coding region: 87-1760 (557 amino acids)
Source: RefSeq, a predicted model, not a curated record
ACUUUUUCUUAAUCAUUGAAAUCUAUUCUUGUGUAAAAAUUAUUGUUACUUUUACUUUAAAAUCAAAUUUAAUAUUUAUUGAUCAAAUGGCUACUACAAAUUUCAACAAAAUCGUUCGCGGUGGUAAUUUAAAUUUUAAGCCUUGGAUUGCAGCAAAAAAUACAACCGAAAUUGUAAAUGGCUAUGUACAAAAAUUUUAUAAGCAAACUCCGGAUAACUUCAAAAAUGAUUUGAAAAAACCUAGACCAAUGGCUGCUUCAAAGAUUCAAAAUGAAUUCCCAUUACGAAAGUUUGUUCCAGAAAAGUUUACUAUACCCAUUAUAUCAAAUAAGCCGACUUCAAAACUGCGAUCGAAUGGCUAUCGUUCUCCACCAAUGACAGUAAAGAAUAGUUUUAUUGCACCACCGAAAAAGCUCCUCAAGACACCUAAUUUCAAAAUCUAUGCAAGACGCAGAUAUGCUUCUAGUAUUUCCAGUUCAAAAUCUAGCUUUAUUCGGAAUAAAGUAAACAGCAAUGACGAAUACCGAAAAAAGAUAUAUUCACCUGCUCAGGAAUUUCAUUAUCCAACACCUCGAGGAACUAAAGAUCUUUUAAACACAAAAUACACUGAAACUUCUAAAAAACUUUUUAAUGAAACGUAUAAUCGAACCAAAACAUCUGAAGUAUCGAAAGCAAUUUGCAAGAAUUUGAUGUCGAUUGAUGAGCUGCUAAAGAAAAAGCUUUGUAUUGUUAAACAAAAGCCUGCCAUUGUUGAACCCCUUGAGAUACCUAAAGAAAAUGUGCUAAAGUUGUCUUUCAAAGAUUGCAAUCAUCCAUCCAUAGAACAUUUUAAAAAGCUAACAGCUAUACCUUAUAUUAAAAAACCCGAAAAAUGGAGCAAUCGAAGUUCUAAUUUAGUACUUUCAUCUUUUGAGCUAAUGCCUGUAAAACGAAAUCAAUUCACAGGAAAAGUCACUAAAUUGCGACCAACGCCAAGGAAAACACAAACAAAACUUCAAUCAUUACAAGGUUCUAGCCAUUUUAAUCGAUUCAUCUCAAAAGAAGCAACCAACAAAGAAAAUAACUUAGAUCAAUCGCCAAGUAUCAUCAAUCAUCAAAAUAUAGUUGCCUCACCAAGGCCUUUUGGUGAAGUGUAUUUUAGACCAAAUACAACUACGAUUUCGAAAGAAAUUUGUAAUGAUCUGAUGGCCAUUGACGAUGUGCUCAAGAAAAAGAUUUGUGUUGUUAAAAAACCUCCCAUCGUUGAGCCACCUGAGACUCCGAAAAAAAAUGUUGUCAAGUUAUCUUUUAAUGGCUGGAAUCAUAAAUCCAUUGAACACUACAACAAACAAAUAGCUACACCUGUUGUUAAGAAGCCAGAAUUUGGUAAAGAGGGAACUCCAAAUUCAGGGCUUUCAUCUUUUCGAUUAAUGUCUUUAAAACAAAAACCAUUCACGGGAAAAGUCUCUAAAUCAAGUGUAACUCCAAGAAAAGCAAGACUCCAGAAAUUAGAUUCUUUUCAUUUUAAAGGAUCAAAAGUAAAAUUUGGUUCCGCUUUAAAAAAUGAAAGUAACAUACAUAAACCGUUUAGUUUUGGCUCUCAUGGCAUAGGCAAGUCUAAAUUCAAAAGUUUACAGUUGGCUCCAAGUUUGGAGUUUGGUAAAUCAGAGCAAAAGUUUUACGACCCACAAGGAGCAAUGGAAUUCCUAUGUUUGUCUCAAGCUCAACGGGGUUUACGCAGCGGAAAUCAGGGUAGCCUUCUAGGGAAUCUAAGAUUUUGAAUUUAAAAUUUUGUUAAAAAUAAAUGUAAACGUAAUAAAACCGAGACAUAAUAACUGCGUA